Varroa destructor (honeybee mite) is the source of this 2086-nucleotide messenger RNA. RefSeq lists its product as uncharacterized. NCBI's taxonomy places the organism in Eukaryota, Metazoa, Arthropoda, Arachnida, Mesostigmata, Varroidae. Gene Ontology annotation, cellular component: endoplasmic reticulum membrane; plasma membrane. Gene Ontology annotation, biological process: endoplasmic reticulum membrane organization. Gene Ontology annotation, molecular function: FFAT motif binding. The record is from RefSeq and is a predicted model, not a curated record.
CCGUAGCUCUGUUGCUACGAUUUCACGUCUUGUUGUUGAUGUUAUUGUCGUGAAGGUUGUGAACGAUACCUUCCUUUUGCUCGACUACAACUGCGAGGAGGCUGAGGUGUCUGCCACUACUGUCCGAAGACUAGAUUGCCCGUCCGCUUGCUUGGUUAAACGCAAGCUCUGUUCUGCUGCACUGUGUUUGUCAGUUUGUGAUUGGUUGUGCUGUCGCGUCUGAACCGAGAGCUGCUGCAACUACACCGAUCACUCAGCUGCAGUCGAAUUUUUUUGUUUUAACCCGCAGUAAAAGCAACAACGAGUAAAAGUGUGCGAACGGACGAAACCAAUUCUCGUCGUGGGCGCAGCACACCGCGUGUUGUCGUUGCUACGCAGUUUUUAUUGAGUUAUUCCACCUGUUGUUGUCGUUCCGUUACACUUUGUUGUUGACUCUUCAAGCUCGGUUCCUUUAAACAAUCGGUCCUGCUGUGCGUAUUAUUAGCUUUAGAACACUCACUAGGGUGAAUUCGUUGUUUUAGUUGUUUAUAGGGUAAACUCAUUCUAUUGUAUUUAUCAGCAAAUAAAAUGGAAAACAUUCUUCAACUUGAGCCCAAACAUGAACUGCGAUUUCGGGGCCCGUUCCACGAGCCCACUCAGGCAAUAAUGCGUCUCACGAAUCCAUCAAACAAGUGGAUCUGUUUUAAGGUGAAGACCACUGCCCCCAAGAAAUACUGUGUGAGGCCCACUUGCGGCGAAAUCAAGCCGCAGUCCUAUACAGAUGUUGCGGUCAUUUUGCAGCCGGUCCAUUACGAUCCUAAUGACACACAGAGACAUAAGUUUCUGGUACAAUCGAUGAAUAUAGAGAAUCCUACGAGUGUCAAUCAUGAGACAUUAUGGAAGAACGCUGAGCCUAACAAGAUAAUGGAAGCAAAGCUUCGCUGUGUUCUUGAGACGUUUGAGAGCAAAGAGUCGCAUUCUUCGUCCCAAUCGCAACCAUGGGGUGAACCUCCGAAGAAAAUUGUCGAAGUCCCGUUACAGCAGCCGCAGCAGCAGCUCGAGGCCGCUUUCAAUGCCGAACUACGUCGAUUACAAGACGAGAACCUUGCUCUUAGAAGACAGAACAUCACCCUGCGGGAAGAUAGCCAUCGGUUACAUCAGUCAGGGGGAUCCGUACCAAGUGAUACUCGGUCAGGAAAUUCGCAGUCCUUCACAGACACCCCCCCCGAUCCGUUUGCAGAUGCCUCGACGACAAGCGUGAUUGUCAUGUCUCUUAUACUUAUCGCGGUUGGAUACCUUAUUGCCAAAACGGUCUUUUAGGUGACGCCGAAGAUAGCAGCGACACAAACCCAGAUAGAAAUAAUCAUUACGAGGCGCGUCUCAAUGUGCUCUGAACAGCUAGAAAACAUACGCGGGUUAGCAUAGCGCAACAGGCUGUGUACAUAGGGAAAAGCAGCCAUAGACAUUAGACAACAUGGGUACUGACUGCACAUAAAAGAAUGUUGUGCUGUAUUCAUACAUUCACUGAAUAUAUGUAUGCACAUAUAUUUAAUGUUAAGUGAUGGAAGAGGGCGAAAAAGAUAAGAAGAAAAUACCUUAUAGAGGUGAUGAAGGCAAGAUUGUUGUAUGAAGAGGAAGCGAAACGUUUUUCUGAGUGAGAACGGGCUACGAAGCAACAUUUGCUAUAAGCAUAGGUCCAACAUAGGUCGAACGUUUGGGAUGAAAGUGCAUAGAGCAUUGAAACUAUUUUAAAUUACACCGUGUACAGUAGGCCAAAGAGUAUGAGACCUCACUACAAGAUUAACCCAUAUGACGAUUGGGUUCACAUAAUAAUAACAAUAAUAAUUCUAAUAAUAAUAAUGACAUACUACUAAUGAACGCACCAUCAACAGUAACAGGAAUAAAGUCAGAUUUUGUAAGAAAUGACUCGAAGUAUGCCUCUUACAGAUCGUGGACAUACAAUCCACAGGUUAAUUCGGUGUAUACUUAAUAGUAUAUUUUCAAAGAAAUAUAAGUUAGUAGUGAAGUCGGAGAUUUCGAUAUAUACAAAGUGCACCAAAAUAGACUGAUGAGAAACAAAGAAAGAUAAAUAAAAAUUUGCAACUUG